AUGCGUGAGAUUGUUCACCUUCAGACCGGCCAGUGCGGUAACCAGAUUGGUGCUGCCUUCUGGCAGAACAUCUCUGGCGAGCACGGCCUUGACAGCAAUGGCGUGUACAACGGCACUUCCGAGCUCCAGCUCGAGCGCAUGAGCGUCUACUUCAACGAGGCCUCCGGCAACAAGUACGUUCCCCGCGCCGUCCUCGUCGAUUUGGAGCCCGGUACCAUGGACGCCGUCCGUGCCGGUCCCUUCGGCCAGCUUUUCCGUCCCGACAACUUCGUUUUCGGCCAGUCCGGUGCCGGCAACAACUGGGCCAAGGGUCACUAUACCGAGGGAGCUGAGCUCGUCGACCAGGUCCUCGAUGUCGUCCGUCGCGAGGCUGAGGGCUGCGACUGCCUCCAGGGCUUCCAGAUCACCCACUCUCUCGGUGGUGGUACCGGUGCCGGUAUGGGUACCCUCCUCAUCUCCAAGAUCCGCGAGGAGUUUCCCGACCGCAUGAUGGCCACCUUCUCCGUCGUUCCCUCCCCCAAGGUUUCCGACACCGUUGUCGAGCCCUACAACGCCACCCUCUCGGUCCACCAGCUGGUCGAGAACUCCGACGAGACCUUCUGCAUUGACAACGAGGCUCUCUACGACAUCUGCAUGCGUACCCUCAAGCUCUCCAACCCCUCCUACGGCGACCUGAACCACCUCGUCUCCGCCGUCAUGUCCGGAGUCACCACCUGCCUGCGUUUCCCCGGUCAGCUGAACUCUGACCUGCGCAAGCUGGCUGUCAACAUGGUUCCCUUCCCCCGUCUGCACUUCUUCAUGGUCGGCUUCGCUCCUCUGACCAGCCGUGGCGCCCACUCCUUCCGCGCUGUCAGUGUUCCCGAGCUCACUCAGCAGAUGUUCGACCCCAAGAACAUGAUGGCUGCCUCUGACUUCCGCAACGGUCGUUACCUGACCUGCUCUGCCAUCUUCCGUGGUAAGGUUGCCAUGAAGGAUGUCGAGGACCAGAUGCGCAACGUCCAGAACAAGAACUCGUCCUACUUCGUCGAGUGGAUUCCCAACAACGUCCAGACCGCUCUUUGCUCCAUUCCUCCCCGCGGUCUCAAGAUGUCCUCCACCUUCGUCGGUAACUCUACCGCCAUCCAGGAACUCUUCAAGCGUGUCGGCGAGCAGUUCACCGCUAUGUUCCGUCGCAAGGCUUUCUUGCAUUGGUACACUGGUGAGGGUAUGGACGAGAUGGAGUUCACUGAGGCUGAGUCCAACAUGAACGAUCUCGUCUCCGAGUACCAGCAAUACCAGGACGCUGGUGUUGACGAGGAGGAGGAGGAGUACGAGGAGGAGGUUCCUCUUGAGGAGGAGGUUUAA
Messenger RNA from Colletotrichum orchidophilum, 1344 nucleotides. RefSeq names its product beta-tubulin. The record is from RefSeq and is a predicted model, not a curated record. Gene Ontology annotation, molecular function: GTP binding; GTPase activity; structural constituent of cytoskeleton. Lineage: Eukaryota; Fungi; Ascomycota; Sordariomycetes; Glomerellales; Glomerellaceae. Gene Ontology annotation, biological process: microtubule cytoskeleton organization; mitotic cell cycle. The transcript is spliced from 7 exons. The coding region runs from base 1 to 1344 and encodes 447 amino acids. Gene Ontology annotation, cellular component: cytoplasm; microtubule.